Peromyscus leucopus (white-footed mouse) is the source of this 2181-nucleotide messenger RNA. It is a transcript of the gene Gpr176, whose product is annotated as G protein-coupled receptor 176. Gene Ontology annotation, biological process: G protein-coupled receptor signaling pathway. Gene Ontology annotation, cellular component: plasma membrane. Gene Ontology annotation, molecular function: G protein-coupled receptor activity. The transcript is spliced from 3 exons. The record is from RefSeq and is a predicted model, not a curated record. The coding region runs from base 90 to 1781 and encodes 563 amino acids. Lineage: Eukaryota; Metazoa; Chordata; Mammalia; Rodentia; Cricetidae.
UGUGGCUGCUGACGGGUCCAGGGGGGGAGCAGGCAUGGGGCGCGGCCGCGCCUCCCUCCCACCCCUGCUCGCGGACUGCUGGCUAGGCUAUGAGCAGACGUGAGGGGCCAGCCUCCCGCCCGGCUCUGCAGGACGCUGCUCGGCACCCGCGCGUCGCUCCCUCCGCGCCCGGGCCAGGAGCGGCUGUGCGCGGGGCUCCGAGGCCGGGCGGGCGAGCGCAAGCCCCCGGCUUCGCUAUGGGGCACAACAACAGCUGGGUGUCGCCGAACGCCAGCCACCCGCGCAACACGUCGGGUGCCGAGGCUGGCGCCAACCUCAGCGCGCUCGGGGAGCUGAGCGAGGCGCAGCUGUACCGCCAGUUCACAACCACCGUGCAGGUUGUCAUCUUCAUCGGCUCGCUGCUCGGAAACUUCAUGGUGUUAUGGUCAACUUGCCGCACAACCGUGUUCAAAUCUGUCACCAACAGGUUCAUUAAAAACCUGGCCUGCUCUGGGAUUUGUGCCAGCCUGGUCUGUGUGCCCUUCGACAUCAUCCUCAGCACCAGCCCUCACUGCUGCUGGUGGAUCUACACCAUGUUCUUCUGCAAGGUUGUCAAAUUCCUACACAAAGUCUUCUGCUCUGUGACUAUCCUCAGUUUCCCUGCCAUUGCCCUGGACAGGUACUAUUCAGUCCUCUAUCCUCUGGAAAGAAAAAUAUCUGACGCCAAGUCUCGGGAGCUAGUGAUGUACAUCUGGGCUCACGCAGUGGUGGCCAGUGUCCCCGUGUUUGCCGUGACCAAUGUCGCCGACAUCUAUGCCAUGUCCACCUGCACGGAAGUCUGGAGCAACUCCUUGGGCCACCUGGUGUACGUUCUGAUCUACAACGUCACCACGGUCAUUGUGCCUGUGGCUGUGGUAUUCCUCUUCCUAAUCCUGAUCCGGAGGGCUCUGAGUGCCAGCCAGAAGAAGAAAGUCAUCAUUGCUGCGCUGAGGACCCCACAGAACACCAUCUCCAUCCCCUAUGCCUCCCAGCGGGAGGCUGAGCUACAUGCCACCCUGCUCUCCAUGGUGACAGUUUUCAUCCUCUGCAGCGUACCCUAUGCCACCCUGGUCGUCUACCAGACCGUGCUCAAUGUACCUAACACUUCCGUCUUCUUGCUUCUCACUGCCAUUUGGCUGCCCAAAGUCUCUCUGUUGGCCAACCCUGUGCUCUUCCUCACUGUGAACAAAUCCGUCCGCAAGUGCUUGGUUGGGACCCUGGUGCAGCUGCACCACCGGUACAGUCGCCGAAACGUGGUUAGUACUGGGAGUGGGGUGGCUGAGGCCAGCCUGGAGCCCAGCAUGCGCUCUGGCAGCCAGCUCUUGGAGAUGUUCCACAUCGGGCAGCAGCAGAUCUUUAAGCCCUCAGAGGAUGAGGAAGAGAGUGAGGCCAAGUAUCUUGGCUCAGCCGAUUGCCAGGCCAAGGAGGUACUCACCUCCUGCCCAGAGGGGGAACAGGAGCCGCAGCAGGUACCCUCUGUACCACCUCCAGGCACAGUGGACUCUACAUCUCAGGUGGCCCCGGUAGCCCCUGUGGAACAUGGGAUAUUCCCUGAUAAAUAUUCUCUGCAGUUUGGCUUUGGGCCUUUCGAGUUGCCCCCUCAGUGGCUCUCUGAGACCCGAAAUAGCAAGAAGAGGCUGCUUCCCCCACUGGGCAAUACCCCAGAAGAGCUGAUCCAGACAAAGGUGCCCAGAGUAGGCAGGGUGGAGCGGAAGAUGAGCAGAAACAAUAAAGUGAGCAUUUUCCCAAAGGUAGACUCCUAGCGAGGAUUGUAAGUGCCUGGAAGCAACAGGGGCUUAUGUAUUCCUGUUCUUCUGCACUCUGGCUGCAAGCCACUGUGGGGUGACUCCUCCUGUCUGGGCAAAAGGGAAGUUUACAUAAAAUCCAGUGUCCUCUUUAUUGAGGGAGUAUAUAUCCAUCUAUCUUAGUGAUCUGUGUCCUUGUCAGACCCACUGUGAGCUGGACAGUAUGGAACAGGUCUGAGGGUCCUUCAUGCAUAUUUUCUGGGGGGCUCCUCCUUUCCCUGUGCAUAGGAAAGAACUCAAAGGGAGCAGGUACUCAGAGGAGGCCCAAGAUAAUUAUGAGCUGCAAUGGCCACAAAGGUGAAGUUGGUUUGGUUUUUUGAAUUUUGUUUUAAUUUUUUUGGGACUGGGUCUCUCUAUG